Penicillium longicatenatum is the source of this 3480-nucleotide messenger RNA. RefSeq names its product regulator of nonsense transcripts 2. The record is from RefSeq and is a predicted model, not a curated record. Gene Ontology annotation, cellular component: cytoplasm; exon-exon junction complex. The coding region runs from base 1 to 3480 and encodes 1159 amino acids. Gene Ontology annotation, biological process: nuclear-transcribed mRNA catabolic process, nonsense-mediated decay. NCBI's taxonomy places the organism in Eukaryota, Fungi, Ascomycota, Eurotiomycetes, Eurotiales, Aspergillaceae. The transcript is spliced from 6 exons. Gene Ontology annotation, molecular function: RNA binding; protein binding.
AUGGCUAUGGAGCGUCAGAAGAAAAGGGAGCUUCGCGAUCUGAAUGAGAGGGCAUGGGCUGGCGAAAAUGAUGUAUUCCCAGUCAGCAAGUCCCUCGACUCGGCCCUCAAAAAGAACACUGCCUUUAUCAAACGUCUCCGCACCGGCAUCAGCGCCUCCUCGCUAUCAACCUUCCUGUCCGAUAUUCGCACCUUGUCUCUCCACAAAUACUUGUCUGAGAUCAUCACCGCCUGCUAUGAAGGUGUGUGCAAGCUCAAGUCGCCCGGGGAGAUUGCCGUUGGCGUUGAGAUCGUCUGCGCUCUACAUCAGCGAUUUGGCCCUGCAGAAUUCACCCGGCAGAUCGGGUGGCUGUUUGGCCGUGGCUUAAGUUCCCCCGAUAAGGCAUCCCUCAAGGCUCUUCCCCAGGAAUAUCGUGAGCGGGAGGAAAAGGAACGGCUAUCGCGGCACCGAGUCCUCCUGCGCGUCGUCACAGAAUUAUGGCUUGUUUCUGUUCUGAAAACAUUGGAUGACGUCGAGCGUCCGGAAGACCUGGGCACGAAAAGCAAAGAUGGAGUGGUCGGGAUCGGAGGCAAGCAAGAUACCCCGCUCAAGUCGAAGAUACCGGCCGCAGUGAAGGACCAGGACAAGCAGGCGGAACCAUUCCCCCUGGAGGUUUUGAAGGAGCUCCUAGGCCAUGACCGUGACCAUACCAAUCUACCACUCGCCGUUCUCUUUGUGAAGAGCUUCAGCUGGGACAUACUAGGCACGACACUCACGGACGAAGGCCGAAAGAAUGUGGAAGCGGAUGGUGUUACAACCACGGCGGCCGGCUCAAAGCAGGAGACGACAGAGGAUAGCAGUGAGACUGCUGCUGAAGCUGAUCCACCGCUUAUCUCGGAGAAGGUCCAACAACGGUUCAAGAAUAUCAUGAACCGUUAUUUGGAUGAUGUCAAGGCGCAUGUUGUUCGUGACCAAAGGGCGCUGGCCCUGCAAAGCCGUCGAAACGCCGAGGCAUAUGUCAAGAGUGGUGAGAUCUUCGAAGAUCGUCAGUCCAACUUUGAGAAACAGUCAAAGUCCCUCGAGAAGCUUGUCGCCAAUACGCAGGUAUUGUGUGAGGCUCUCGGGGCCGAAAUGCCUGAUUUGGCCGAGAAAGAGGCCAAUGAUUCUGCAUCUAGUGGCGGCAUUGGUCUUGUGAAAACUACAGAUUAUCUUCGUGGACAGGGGGAAGGUGCCGGUAUCUGGGAAGAUGAGGAGGAGAGACGGUUCUACGAGAACUUGGUCGAUCUGAAAGGAAAGGUUCCAGCAGUCUUGCUCGAGGACGGCAAGAAGAAGAAGACCGAUGCCGAGGAAACUGGCAAAAAGAAGGACGGAGACUCUGGCACUGAAACCGCCCCAGAGAAGACCGAAUCUUCAGAAGACAAGGACAAGUCUGCGGCAGAGCUUGAAGACCAAUCAAUGGCUAUUGCCAGCAAAACUGUAGGUGCGCAAGUCGAUACUCUGCUCGGCAAGCUUCCGGAAUUGCAGAGCAAAGAUCAGGUCGAUCAGUUCGCCCUAGACUUCUGCUUCGUCAACUCAAAGGCAUCUCGGAACAGGCUCGUGCGGGCUGUCUCAGAUAUCCCUAAAGGCCGAAUUGAUUUGCUGCCGUUGUACUCUCGUUUGGUUGCUACUCUAGGUCAAUAUUUGCCUGAUAUUCCACAAGGACUGACAACCUACCUUGAUGAGGAGUUUCGAAGUCUGCAGCGACGAAAGUCGAAGGAAUUCCUCGGCCAAGUGCGCAUGGGCAAUGUGCGAUACCUUGCUGAAUUGACCAAGUUUGGCGUUGUGCCGGAGCAUAUCAUUUUCCACUGUUUCAAGGUCUCACUCGAUGACUUCUCGCGAAUGAACAUAGAGAUCAUUGGCAAUCUUUUGGAGAACUGUGGUCGCUAUCUGUUGCGCAAUCCAGAGACAGCGCCUAGGAUGGCCUCGUUUCUGGAGACCCUGAGCCGGAAGAAGACUGUCCAGCACUUGGCUCAAAACGAACGCAUGAUAAUUGAGAAUGCCAUCUAUUAUGUGGAUCCACCCCCACGACCUGCCAUUCAGCAAAAGGAGCGCACGCCAAUGGAACAGUACAUCCGUCGGUUGAUCUACCUCGAUAUGAACAAGCGCAACUACACUAAGAUCUUGAAGUCUAUCCGCAAGCUUCACUGGGAGGAGCAAGAGGUUGUUGAUAUUUUGGAGCGUGUCUUUAGUAAACCAGUCAAAGUUAAAUAUGGGAGCAUUCAUCUUCUGGCAAUCCUUGUCAGCGCUCUGUACCGUUAUCACCAAGACUUUGUCAUCGGCGUUGUUGACAACAUUCUGGAGCAAAUUACCCUUGGAUUGGAGCAGAAUGACUUCAAGUUCAACCAGAAGCGCAUUGCCGAAGUCAAGUACUUGGGUGAACUUUACAACUACAAGAUGAUUGACUCCCCCGUCAUUUUUGAUACACUCUAUCGCAUUGUCACCUUUGGCCACGAAGGCGGGACCCCCAUGCCUGGACGAAUCAUUGCGCUGGAUCAACCUGACGACUAUUUCCGAGUUCGUCUUGCUUGCACGCUACUGGAUACAUGUGGUCACUGCUUUGACCGCGGAUCUGCCAAGAAGAAGCUCGACUUCUUCAUGACUUUCUUCCAAUACUAUCUCUUCACCAAAGACCCACUUCCCAUGGAUGUCGACUUUCUUGUUCAGGAUACCUACUCUUCUCUCCGACCCCAAUGGAAGCUAGCCACCGAUCUCGAAGAGGCUACUCGGAUUUUCAGCGAAGCUGUCGCUCUAAACUACAACGUUCCGGAUUCGGAGAGACCCAUUGACGCUGAUGAGGACGAUGCGGAGAGCAGCUCUUCUGAAAUGGGUCUUGAGGAGGAUGCAAUUCACGAUAUUGAGGAUGAGGGAGAGUCGAGCGAUGAAGCCGAGGCAUCUGGUCCGAACCCGGAGCCGGAGAUGGAUCACGAAUCUGACUCCGAGGAUGAACAGAUUGUCGUCACGCGACAGGAAGAGGAACGGGAUCCAGAAGUCGAGGCCGACUUUGACCGAGAGUUCGAGAAAAUGAUGGCUGAGAGCAUGGAUUCUAGACGAUUUGAACGCAAGGCGAUCUUUGAUAUUCCCUUGCCCAUGAAGCGCCCUGCUCGAGAGGCGACAGCCAAUGAAUCCCCUGAAUCCCCCGAGCCCAUUCCGGCUCUACCUGUGGCUCCCAAGACCAUGGCUUUCUCCUUGAUGACGAAGAAGGGCAAUAAGCAACAGACUCGUACCAUCGAUAUGCCCUCCGAUUCAAGCUUUGCUGUCGCCAUGCGGACUCAACAGCAAGCGGAUCGUGAAGAGCAACAACGCAUCAAGAGUCUCGUUUUGAAUUAUGAGGCUGCGAAUGAACCUGAGCCGACCGAGACCUUCGAGAAGCGAAUUCCAGCUAGUCAACGACUGGAAAAGCCAGGUGCCAACCGAUCCGCCUUCCGAUCACGCAAACUUCAGCUUAGUGACGUGAACUGGUAA